Sipha flava (yellow sugarcane aphid) is the source of this 624-nucleotide messenger RNA. Its product is annotated as testis-specific serine/threonine-protein kinase 4-like. NCBI's taxonomy places the organism in Eukaryota, Metazoa, Arthropoda, Insecta, Hemiptera, Aphididae. Gene Ontology annotation, molecular function: protein serine/threonine kinase activity; ATP binding. The record is from RefSeq and is a predicted model, not a curated record. The coding region runs from base 1 to 624 and encodes 207 amino acids. Gene Ontology annotation, biological process: protein phosphorylation; intracellular signal transduction. The transcript has 2 exons.
AUGGACUACUACCCGGACGGCACGUUGCUGGACUACUUCAAGGAGGUGGAUCACACGCCCGAGCCGGUGGCGUACGAGUGGUUCGCGCAGCUGUGCUCGGCGCUCGAGUACGUGCACGGCCGCGGCUUUGCACACCGCGACGUUAAGAUGGAAAAUGUACUGCUAGACCGGCAGGGCAACAUCCGGUUGGCCGACUUCGGGAUGUGCGUGGCCGUCAUGGAGCCAAACGUUAGUCCCAACGACGACCGCGAAAGAGUCGCAUCCCGUCGGCCCGUCAACCUUACAGCGUGCGGCACCGUCACGUACAUGUCGCCGGAACAGUUGUCCCGUGUCCCGUACAACGCGCAGUUGGCCGACGUGUGGGCUGCCGGUGUGCUGCUCUUCUGUCUGGUCGUCGGCCGUUUUCCGUUCCCGUACCCGACCGGAGUACGCGACGUGAGGCCACUGAUAUUGAAAUGUCAGAGAGAUGGAUACGCCUUUGAACCACAUGAAAAAAAACGUCUAUCGAUCGAGUGCCAAUCGAUUUUCGGGAAAAUGUUUAUAGACGAAUCGCAAAGAGAAGAAAUCAAAAAUCUUAAAAAAGAUAAGUGGAUGGUUAAAGGAGCACAGAACAACAAAAAUUAG